AAAAAUACAUAUUUCAUAUUGAGCUGAUUAUUUUUAGAUGCCACGAAUUAAAUAGAAGGCCAGAAAAAUUAGCGGAGAGGCUCUCAAGAGAAACAGAUCAGAUCCUCCUUCCAAGCUCUUCAUAAAGAUAUCUAUUUGAUGUGGUUGAUUUGCUGGAUUUUUAUGUGAAUCAGUGUUGUGAGCUAGAAAGAGAAGAAGAGAGAUGGGGCUGACAUUUACAAAGCUCUUUAGCCGGCUUUUUGCCAAGAAGGAGAUGCGUAUUUUGAUGGUGGGUCUUGAUGCAGCUGGUAAAACCACCAUCUUGUACAAGCUCAAGCUCGGUGAAAUCGUCACCACAAUCCCAACCAUUGGAUUCAAUGUUGAAACUGUGGAAUACAAGAAUAUCAGCUUCACUGUUUGGGAUGUUGGUGGUCAGGACAAGAUCCGUCCUUUGUGGAGGCAUUAUUUUCAGAACACUCAGGGUCUCAUUUUUGUGGUGGAUAGCAAUGACAGGGACCGUGUUGUUGAGGCAAGGGAUGAGUUGCACAGGAUGUUGAAUGAGGAUGAAUUGAGAGAUGCUGUUUUGCUUGUAUUUGCUAACAAACAAGAUCUUCCCAAUGCAAUGAAUGCUGCUGAAAUAACUGAUAAGCUUGGUCUUCAUUCUCUCCGCCAGCGCCACUGGUAUAUCCAGAGCACAUGUGCAACUUCUGGAGAAGGCCUUUAUGAGGGGCUUGAUUGGCUCUCCAACAACAUUGCUAGCAAGGCAUGAGGAUUGAUGUUUUGGUUGUUCGUUGGAAUUCUGGUAGCUCCGGAGAGGAUAGCCUCCUCCUUGUCCAGGAACCUUUGUAAUGACAAUGUGUAUUAGAUGUAAUAGGCUCUUUGCUUAACCUCUGCGCCAGCGAAUACUUGUAGUUGCAAACGACACUUAAUUUACACCAGCCUUUUGGAAAUGCGAUUUCUUGCUUAUUACUGUUUGGCUUUUUAUUUCUUUGUUAAUCUGAUACAGUAUCUGAUUUUCUAUU
This is a messenger RNA of Durio zibethinus, 1001 nucleotides long. The record is from RefSeq and is a predicted model, not a curated record. Lineage: Eukaryota; Viridiplantae; Streptophyta; Magnoliopsida; Malvales; Malvaceae.